Molecule: messenger RNA, 423 nt
Organism: Phalaenopsis equestris
Lineage: Eukaryota; Viridiplantae; Streptophyta; Magnoliopsida; Asparagales; Orchidaceae
Exons: 1
Coding region: 1-423 (140 amino acids)
Biological process (GO): mRNA catabolic process
Molecular function (GO): mRNA binding; demethylase activity
Source: RefSeq, a predicted model, not a curated record
AUGUCGUCCAUGAAAAAGCGCAUGAUUAAGGGAAUGGUAAGAUGGAGCGUACUGCCAGCGGAUUGCAUCCUGAAUAGUUGCAUCAUCAACAUCUACAAGGAAGGGGACUACAUACCUCCCCACAUCGAUCACCACGACUUUGUCAGACCAUUUUGUAUUUUCAUGAGCAAGGGCAACAUCAUAUUUGGAAAGGAGAUAUAUUUUGUUGGACUCAGCGAGUUCAGAGGUUCAGUUACAAUUCCACUACCAGUUGGUUCAGUGUUGAUUCUGAAAGGAAAUGGAGCAGACCUGGCAAAACACUACAUUCCUAGAGUGCCAUGGCACAAAGUCUUGGUUACAUUGAGAAGAAUGGAUCACAGUAAGAUACCAUACGGAUUCCAGUCAGAUCUAGAAUUGGAGGAGUUGCGCCUGUAUGAGUUAUGA